Caretta caretta (loggerhead turtle) is the source of this 566-nucleotide messenger RNA. The record is from RefSeq and is a predicted model, not a curated record. Lineage: Eukaryota; Metazoa; Chordata; Testudines; Cheloniidae.
AUGCGCUACCCCGAGGCAGUGGCCAUGUCGUCUAUGGAGGCAGACACCGUGGCAGACGCGCUGCUCACCGUUUUCAGCAGAGCUACCAGGGACCAGGGGAUACUUCUCAUCCCCAUGAGGAAGCACAAGCUGCAAGCUGCCUGGGACGGCCCCUUCAAGGUCAUCAGACAGGACAUCAUUGAGGACAAACUGGUCAAGAAUCUGUGGCCCUUUUUGUCGGACCCGGUCCCUACCACCAGCUCCCAGGCUGCUGUCAGCGCCCGCUUUAGGCAUUGGCACAAGAACAAGCCAGCGGCCGAGUACCGGACGGGCCCGCGCCUCAUCAUUUACGUGCUGGGUGGGGUGUCCAUGUCUGAGAUGCGCUGUGCCUACGAAGUGACCCCGGCCAUCAAGGGCAAGUGGGAGGUGGUGAUCGGUUCCAGUCACAUCCUGACCCCCAAGCGCUUCCUGGAUGACAUCCAAACCCUCAACCAGCUGGACCCCGAGGAGGCCUAGAAGCAGCCCCCUCCCCCCAGAGACUCUGCCCCCCACAGUUUGCUGCCCCCAGCUCCACCUGCUCUUCUCAA